AUGGGUCAAAAACCGAGUAACUUAGAUAAGGAGGUGACUCUCCAACACAUGCAGGAACUCUACCUCAAAUUUGCCACAGAUUGUCCGAGUGGAAACCUGCACCUGCACGAAUUCAAGAAAAUAUUCGGAAUAAACAGCAAAUCCACGGAAGAAGAAUGCGCAUUCAUGGACAAUGUUUUCAGAUCCUUCGACACGAACCAUGACGGUCAUUUGGACUUCAUGGAGUACGUGGCAGCUAUUCAUCUUGUCCUUCGUGGGAAACUAGAAGACAAAUUGAGGUGGUCGUUUAAAGUUUAUGACAGAAAUGGAAACGGCUGCCUGGACAGACAGGAAGUGAGACACAUUGUCAAAAUUAUCACCAAGAUAAAGACACACAAUGAUCCGGGCGUCCCCGUGGACGUUGAUGGAAUUUGUGACAGAAUAUUUGACUCUGUGGACAAGAAUAAAGACAGUCAGAUAACGCUGUCAGAGUUCAUGGAGGGGGCUCAGAAGGACGAGUGGCUGAUGAACCUGCUGAAGUUAGACGUAGAUGCCAAAGGUUGGGUCAUCCAGAACUGCGGGAAGACGUCCUGAUUCCUCACCUGUGGGUUCUCCGCCCACAAGAUAUGAUCUGAGGCUGACACACAGCUGCUGUCUGGGGUUUCGUCUCCGUGUCGAGCUUCUCGAGACUUUUGAAGCUGCACGGAUGAAUGCAGGUUUGCAGAGGUUUUAAACUCCGGUGCACAGGUCCGAGUCCUCUCUGCAAACAUGUGCUCUGUCCUGAUGUUAAGCUAAUGUGGCUAACACAGAGCUAACACAGAGCUCUGGGAAAUGCAGAACAGCAAAUUGUUGUGUAUUCCUGUUUAUUAUGUGUUUUUAUAUUAUUUUUGAUAGUGUAGUUGUCUCUGCAGAGGGGUGGGUAACUACAUUAACUCAAAUACUGUAUAUAAGUAUAAUUCUGAGGUACUUUGCUUAAGUAUUUCAAGUUUAAGCUAUUGCAUAUUUCUACUCCACUACAUUUUUUAAGUCAAUGUUGUACUCUUUAAUUCAUCCAUGUUUAUCUCGCAUCUUUGAACAGAUUCAGAUGACUAGCUAAUACAAAAUAUAAAUCAACUAAUAAAUCAACAUUGACAUAUCAAUCAGAAAUCCAUCAAAGUGAAAAUAUACAGUGCAGAUAAAAGGCCAACUAACAUAUUAAAUAAAGGCAAACACGUAAACAAAUCAAAUAAGUUCAAAAUCUAAGGACAUGUAGUUAAUUUAUCAUAAUCUGCUCCACCUUGACCAGCGUGAUGACAACAUUAAUGCAUCAAUAAUUAUAACCCUGUUAUUUCAUAUGAUCCUGAAAUGGGAAAACAUGCAUACUUUUAAGUAUAUUUUAAUGCCAAUAAUUGUGUACUUUUACUUAAGUAGGAUUUUAAAUGCAGGAUUCUUACUUGUAACAAAGUACUUUACAAUUUACUUCAGGUAACAUGUGAGCACUUCUUCUACUUCUGGUUUAAAUAGUUUAAUAUUUAACAACCUUAAAACACUUUUACAUGAUCUCAUUUCAUUUAUUUGUUAGUAACUUCAGAGGUUCCUUGUGGUGUUUUUGCAUGCAUGUGGAGAACAUACAACAUUUCCAUUUAUCUAGGUGGUUAUAACAUGCAAACAUGCAGCCGUUAGCCAGCAAAGGCAAAUAAACAUUUCUGCAUUGUCACUGCAAGUAUACUCAAAUAAUUAAGAGACCUUUUCAGGUGAAAGUGAUACUUCGUGCUUUAUCUGGUUCAGAUGUGCAUUUAUUUAGUUAUUAAAUAACUUUUUUAUCCAAACCUCAUGCUAUAUUUUCUCUUAUAUUGCUUCUUCACAGUUCACACUUUUUUCCUUAUACCACUUGGUGUCGUCCGGAUCAGAAAAGCCGAGGCGCUUUAAACGCAAUCCUCAGAGGAUUAAAAAGUUAAUCUUGGCUGCAGGUCUGUUUGUCUGCAGGGGCCGAGGGUACUGAUCAUAAGUGGAGAAGACCACACUGU
Molecule: messenger RNA, 1985 nt
Organism: Notothenia coriiceps (black rockcod)
Lineage: Eukaryota; Metazoa; Chordata; Actinopteri; Perciformes; Nototheniidae
Product: guanylyl cyclase-activating protein 2-like
Exons: 4
Coding region: 1-573 (190 amino acids)
Biological process (GO): visual perception
Cellular component (GO): photoreceptor inner segment; cone photoreceptor outer segment
Molecular function (GO): calcium ion binding; calcium sensitive guanylate cyclase activator activity
Source: RefSeq, a predicted model, not a curated record